CAAAGACAGGAGCAGGACAUCUACUGAAGCAGAUUCCUGUACGGGACAAGCCUGAUGCUGCAGGUUGCCGACUUGGAAGCCUGUGAAUAUUCCUGGAACUGAAAGUCAGAAGCAAUCUACCUGCAAUGGAACAAUCAAUACCUCUUUUACUGCUUGCUCUGGGCAAAGUAGUGGCCUCUUUACAUUAUGAAGGUUCUGGAUACCCAGCUGAUGAGAGCUAUAACAACGAAGUUUAUGUUGAAGCUCCUCCUUCUGUCCCGCGGCUGGAUUAUAGAGUCCCUCGCUGGUGUUAUGACCUACAAGUUCAGGAUGGAGAAGCUGCAUGCUACUCACCACGUGGAGGGAGCUAUCGAAGUACUCUUGGAACACGCUGUCGUAUCUCAUGUGACCAGGGAUUUCGUCUUAUUGGACAGAGCUCAGUGCAGUGCUUGCCAAGCCGUCGCUGGUCUGGAUAUGUGCACUGCAGAAAAAUCCGAUGCCAUGUCCUUCCAGCAAUACUAUUCGGAUCUUAUCAGUGUUCAAAUGGUGUUUUUGAGGGCUCCAGGUGUGACUAUUCUUGUUCUCCUGGUUACCAAAUAGAGGGAGAUCGCAGUCGUAUCUGUAUGGAAGAUGGAUUAUGGAGCGGCGGAGAGCCUGUCUGUGUAGAUGUGGAUCCUCCUAAGAUUCAGUGCCCUACCUCUCGGGUCAAAGUGGCUGAGCCAGAGAAAUUAACUGCCAUGGUGUAUUGGGGCAACCCACAGGUGAAGGAUUCAGCAGAUGGCGUUAUCACAAGAGUUCGUCUGCGUGGGCCGGAACCAGGAUCCGACUUUCCAGAGGGAGAACAUGUGAUCCGAUACACUGCACAUGACAGAGCACACAACAGGGCAAGCUGUAAAUUUAUAGUGAAAGUAAUAGUGAGAAGAUGCCCUGUGCUUAUACCUCCUCUUCAUGGACACCUAACAUGCAGCUCAGCAGGAAAUAACUAUGGAGCUACCUGCGAAUAUCAGUGUGAAGGAGGCUAUGAGCGUCAGGGACCUCCAUCCAGAGUUUGUUUGUUCGGCCAGCAAUGGGCUGGAACCCCGGCUACCUGCACACCCAUGCAGAUAAAUGUCAAAGUGAACUCUGCUGGGAGUUUCCUGGAUCAGUUCUUUGAGAAGAUGCGACUUCUGAUUGUCUCAGCUCCAAGUUCCUCAGACCGAUACUACAGGAUGCAGAGCCCUGUCUUGCAGAGCGCUUCCUGUGGGAUGGAUCAGCGGCAUAUAAUUGUUGUUGAGUUGAUUGGAGAAUCCCCCCGAGAAGUGGGCCGUGUACGCUCCCAUCAGCUCUCAGCGGAGCUCAUUGAAGAACUCAGACAGGCAUUACUUAUUUCCCGGUCUUACUUCAAUAUGGUUCUCAUUGACAAGCAUGGUGUUGAUCGUGAGCGAUAUAGGGAGCCCACUACAUCAGAAGACAUCUUUACUUUUGUUGAUACCUAUUUACUGAGCCCUCAGGAGGCUGCCAUGUUAAAUGCUGGUAAAGACAAUUGUGAUCAAUGAACAAGUUGUCCUUUUUGUAGAGCUACAGCUGAAGACUCAAAGGCCCUUAAUCCUGCCAUAGAUAUCAAAGAAGGAACUAUACUUUCUUCAUGAUUGCGUGGUGUUGAGACUUAGCAGGCACUUGAGAAAACAGAUUUUGAUGACUACAGUAUUUAUAAACUAAUUUUAACAUUUAAAUAGCGUGAAUAGUAACGGGUCAAUUUAUUAAAGUCUGGCGGACAUUAUAUGCUGCAGCGUAUCAUGUCCGCUAGACAUCGCUGAAUGCGGACAGCAUAAGCUGUCCAUAUUCAGCAUUGCACAAGCAGUUCUAGCGAACUGAUUGUGCAAUACUGCCCCCUGCAGAUUCGUGGCCAAUCGGCCGCUAGCAGGGGGUGUCAAUCAGCCCGAUCAUAUAGGAUUGGGCGGAUUACUGUACGCAGCAUCAGAGGUGGCGUAUGAGUUAAGGAGCAGCGGUCUGUAGACCGCUUCUUCUUAACUCCUGUUUCCAGCGAGCUUAAAGGCUCACGCGGAAACAGGGUGAAUUGGCCCAAUUUGGACAAUAAUAAAUUGACCCCUAAGUGUGGGCUGAAUGGCAGCAUCAUGAUGUGUGCUCAAGGACGGCAAUGUUCUACUGUGAGGAUGGCGAAAGUGAUGCAACUGAUAAAUGCUAUGUGCAACAAAUACUAAAAUGUUUAGUUCAAUAAAAAUCUUAUUUAUGAAA
Bombina bombina (fire-bellied toad) is the source of this 2214-nucleotide messenger RNA. RefSeq names its product sushi repeat containing protein X-linked 2 (gene SRPX2). The transcript is spliced from 11 exons. NCBI's taxonomy places the organism in Eukaryota, Metazoa, Chordata, Amphibia, Anura, Bombinatoridae. The coding region runs from base 126 to 1514 and encodes 462 amino acids. The record is from RefSeq and is a predicted model, not a curated record.